Messenger RNA from Ceratitis capitata (Mediterranean fruit fly), 1654 nucleotides. RefSeq lists its product as hypothetical. Bases 491 to 1489 code for a protein of 332 amino acids. The transcript has 8 exons. Lineage: Eukaryota; Metazoa; Arthropoda; Insecta; Diptera; Tephritidae. The record is from RefSeq and is a predicted model, not a curated record.
UUUGAGCGUUGUGCAUCGGUCACAAAUUGAAUACCGGAACGACAGGCUGGCUGGUUCGCUGGUUCGCUGGAUGACAAGACAACCGAGCCCCAAACCACUUACGCAGUCGCAGACUUAGUGCGGAAGAAUAAGAAGCAGCAGCAGAAAAAGUUUAAGAAAGAAAAGUACGUCGAAGUGUGGGCAUAAGCAUAUGUACAUACAUAAAUAUGCGUAUGUGUGGAAAAAAAAACAGAAAAUCAAAGUGUGAACUUGAAAUCGAAGCGCCUGCAGCGCCGUCUUCUACCCCAGCAUCGUACUUGUAUGUGGGGAUUCUCUCGCUUUGUGCGCGAAAUUAAGAAAUAAAAAAUAAAAAAACAUUAUAAACACAAACAAACAAAUAUUCGGAAUUUUUGGUAUUCAACGUGUUGACGAAAAGUAAAUACUUUUGUGUGGCGAAGUGACGAAUCGAAGGUCGAGAAAAUAACUUGAAACAAAGAAAGAAAAACACAUUAUGGAAUCUCUAAUAAUCGCCUUGUUUGCGCUUUCCAGUUUGUGCAUAAAUUCCGUGCAGGGACAUGGACGACUUAUGGAUCCGCCUGCGCGCAAUGCUAUGUGGCGUUUUGGAUUCCCAAAUGCCGUGAAUUAUAAUGAUAACGAACUAUUUUGCGGUGGAUAUGCAGUACAAUGGGAACAGAAUUCCGGUAAAUGUGGUGUGUGUGGCGAUGCAUAUCACGUGAAGACACCACGUCCACAUGAGGCGGGUGGUGAAUAUGCCAAGGGUAUUAUAUCUCGAUACUACGCAGCAGGGCAGGAAAUUGAUGUGGAAGUCGAGCUCACUGCCAAUCACUAUGGUCGUUUCGAAAUGUUUCUCUGUCCAAAUAAUAAUCCACGGCGGGAGGCCUCACAAGCCUGCUUCGAUCGUUAUCCCCUCUACAUUUCCGGCAGUCGGGAACAUCGUUUCCUAAUACCUCGAGAUGCGCCGAAGAAGGAGAUUUUCCGCUAUCGUGUUCGCCUGCCACCAUAUGUUACUUGCACACAAUGCGUACUCCAAUGGACCUACUACACAGCGAAUAUGUGGGGCACUUGUUCGAAUGGUACUGAGGCGGUGGGUUGCGGCAAAGCGGAAACUUUCCGCAAUUGCGCCGAUAUUGCCAUUGUCUCCAACACAGGUGGCGGCGUUCCACCGAUCUUCGUGAAUAACAAAUCUCCGUACUUGCUUUACUACAGAGAUUAUCGUGCGCCAGAAAAUAAUAACGUAUUCCCAGUUAUUGUGCGCGAUCAGAAAUGUAUUGCCGCGCCAGCAUUCCGCACCAUUCCCGGCAUGGAUAACUGGUGUGAGACGAAUUGCUUGCGUUACCCACCAAAUUGUCCGGAAUCGGCUUGUCAUUGUCCUAAGGAUUGUGUGGCGAUCGGUGAGCUAGAGGGACGUGAGGGUGCGGAUACAUAUUGUAUGGAUGAAUGCUUGAAUCACGAUUCAGUGUGUCCAGUGGAUAGAUGUCGUUGCUUCUGAAUUGACGAAGAUGUGGAUUGUCUGUAAGUUCAUGGCUUCAACUAACAGAGCAGUCUUCCUCGAAUAAGAGUUCAUAAGCCGAUUAAGCUUAUGAAGAAUGGAUCAAAGCUGUGCUACGAAUUCUGUGCCUUUUUAUACUAUGUACGAAAUGAAAACAAAAAUGUA